CCUCUUUCCAGCUCGCUUUUAAAUUUCCCGUUUUUUUUAGUUCAAGCUUGUUUCCUCUUUGUUUCCACUUUCCUUCAAUACUUGUUACUCCACCCAAAGGGAAUAGCCACUACGACCAUGCAGGCGUCCAGUAUGUCAGGCCACGCUGGGGACCUGGACACCGCUAUCAGCCAGACACAGGAGAAGCUGCAGAAGGAGAAGAACAUGCUGACCAAGACCAAGCAGCUCAUGUCGCAGCUGGCGAAUCCGGCAGUGCGGGCGAACGCCGAGACCAUGAUAAUGGAUGCCGAGCGGCGUGUCAGCUUCCUUCAGGCCGAGCUCGACCGUCUCAUUCAGAAGAAGCAGAACCGCAGCAACCUCCACGCCGCAGGCGGCGGAUCGGCAGACGGCGACCUUUCACCGGGCGGGUCGGUGGCCCGCAGCUCGUCAAGCGGGCGGCCGCAGUCGAUGAUUCAGACGCGGCUGGACCUGCGCAAGACAUCGACGCUGUCUAUCCAAAAGAUCUCGCUCAAGGUGCACGAGAUUGCCUACAAGCUCGAGGUCGAGCGCAAGAUUCGCGACAACGCAAACCGGAUCCGGGCUCUGUACAGCGAUGAUUACCGGCGCGGCAGCAAGGGCAAGAUUGCCCAGAUUGUCGACACGGAGAAGAUGCUGCGCGAAGCCGAGGACCGCAUCCGGCUGCUCGAGUACUCUCUCAAGAUGUACCAGUCGCUGUACGUUGACUACAUCGAUGACGACAACGACACCCUGAACGAGGACGAUCAAGGUGGUCUCAUCCACCAGCCUGCGAUCCGGCGUCCGAUUACGGGCAAGCUGCAGCUUCGCAUUAACCGCGCUAUGUACGUGAAGCGCGCGCCAAUCCGCACAGGCGAUACCCGCAUUGCGCAGCAGUUCAUUGUAGUCAAGGUCGAUGGCAAGAACCGCGGCAUGACGCCUAUUGUGCGCGAAGGUGUGUUCAACCACUACUUUGAAGUCGACGUCAAGAAGGCAUCCGAGGUCGAGCUGUCCAUCUUUGAGCGUGGCGACCAGGACUAUCUGGUUGGUCUGCUGUGGAUCCGUCUGUCUGAUAUCUACGAGGAUAUCCGCAAGCGCGAGAUCAUUGCCGAGUCGUCCGAGGGCUGGGCGACUGCCGACCAGGUGGCCCGUGGCGCGGGCAGUGCGCCUGGCGCCAGUCCCGGCGGGGCUCCAUACGGGCAGAUGCAGCAGGGCGGCGGCUACCCCCAAAUGCCGCACCAGCAGCAGUUCCCUGGCGCCUCGCCUGGCAUGCCUGGCAGCCACGCCGGGCCGGGAGUCCUGAGCAACUGGGAUGUCGAGUCGCAGGGCCAGAUUGAGCUGUGGGUCAACUUUAUCAAGGAGACCCCCAAGCGCCGCCAGCAGUCGAGGCUUGGGCGCAAGGCAGCCGUGCGCAAGCGCCGUGGCCCCUGCACGGAGAUGUGCGGGCACCACUUCUACCCGCUGCAUACAUACACGAUCAUGAAGUGCGCAGUGUGCAGCGAGCACAUUGUCAACGACGUUGGGCAGCAGUGCGACGACUGCCAGCUGUUUGUCCACGAAAAGUGUGUGCCGCGUGUGGUCACGCACUGUCUGUCGGGGCCUGUGCCUGGCGAGGAGGAUCCCACUGAAAUCAUCAAGCACCGGAUCCCGCAUCGCUGGGAGCAGACGACCAACAUUGGCGCCAACUGGUGCUGUCACUGCGGUAUGAUGCUGACCAUUGGCCGCCGUGCGCUCAAGUGCGGCGAGUGUAGCCAGACGUGUCACUCGGGGUGCAUGGCCUGUGUGCCGCAUUUCUGUGGUCUCGACAUGAUGCGGGCCAGCGAGAUGGUGCAGGAGGUCAAGCGGAUGAAGGGCAAGGCUGUGGCCAAGCCCAAGCUGGUUGCCAAGCGCGACACCAUUGCAAAGAAGGCCCAUGAUGCCGAGUCGGUGGAUGCGCUGACGGGCAGGCUGGCGCAGAUGCAGGGCCCGUCGGCCAAUGUGCCGCCAGUGCCUGCUCUCCCGCAGCAGCACCAGCACCAGCACCAGCACCAGCAGCCGGGCAGCCAGGGUCCUCGCCCGGCGCAGCUCAAUAUUGCGCAGCCGAGCCAUCAGCGGGCUGGAUCCAGCGAGUUCAUCCCGAUCAAGUCGCCGACGAAGCCGUCGUACUUUGGCAACCAGCAGCCGCCACCAGCUAGCAACCCUGGGUCUCCUCAGCAGCAGCAGCAGCAGCAGCAGCAGAUGCUGCAGCAGCAACAGCACCAGCAGCGUAUGUCACAGCAGCAGCAGCAGCUAGACAUGCAGCAGCGGAUGAAGCAGCAGCAGAUGCAGCAGAUGCAGCAGCAACAGCAGCGCAUUCCCCAGUACCAGCAGCCGAUUUCGCAGCAGCCGCAGCAGCCCCAGGGCCGCCAGAACAUGUAUGAUAUGCAAGGCGCGGUCCCGCCGGCGCUCCAGGCUCGUCCUCAAGCCCAGCCCCCAGUCCAGCGCGCUGACAUCUCCAGCGACGAGAAGCAGCAGAUCCGCAUGGCCAUGCAGAAGCAGCCGGCGCCCAAGCAGGCGCAGCAGGCCGAGCAGCAGGCGGUGCAGCGCCCGGUGGGCAUCAGCGACUUCUCGCUGCUGAAGGUGCUUGGCAAGGGCAACUUUGGUAAGGUCAUGCUGUCCGAGGAGAAGGCCACCGGCAAGCUGUAUGCAAUCAAGGUGCUCAAGAAGGAGUUUAUUGUCGAGAACGACGAGUUUGAGAGCACCCGCUCCGAGAAGCGUGUGCUGCUGAUUGCCAACAAGGAGCGGCACCCGUUCCUGAUCGGGCUGCACUCGUGCUUCCAGACGCCGAACCAGAUCUUCUUCACCAUGGAGUACAUCUCGGGAGGAGACCUGAUGAUGCACGAGAACAUGGGCUACGGGCAGACCACAAUGACCUUCUGCGGCACCCCCGAGUUCAUGGCGCCCGAGAUUGUGCUGGAGCAGCGCUACGGCCGCGCGGUCGACUGGUGGGCGUUUGGGGUGCUGAUCUACGAGAUGAUUCUGGGCACGUCGCCGUUCCACGGCGAGGACGAGGAGGAGAUCUUUGACUCGAUUCUCGAAGACGAGAUCCUGUAUCCGGUCAAGAUGUCGCGCGACUCGGUGUUCAUCUGCCAGGCGCUGCUGGAGAAGGAGCCGUCGAAGCGCCUGGGCUCGGGCCCGACCGACGCCGAGGAGAUCAAGAAGCACUCGUUCUUCAAGGGCGUCAACUGGGACGACGUGCUGAACAAGCGCAUUGCGCCGCUGUAUGUACCUGAUAUCCGCAACCGCUACGAUACCUCCAACUUUGACCCCGAGUUCACCAGCGAGAAGCCCGGCCUGUCGCCGUCCAACACCAUCAUCAAGGGCGACGACCAGAAGGAGUUCUCCGACUUUGACUAUGUCUCGCCGUGGGCGGGCAAGGCCGAGAAGUGGACUCGCUAAUAAGCUGCCCGCUGCCUCUGGCGGGGGGUUCCAGCCGCCUAUUUCCUAUGUUCUUUUCUUCCUUCCUCUUGCCCUUGCUUUUUCCGUUCUAAACUUUUUAUUAAUAACUCUUGCAGAAUCA
Linderina pennispora is the source of this 3532-nucleotide messenger RNA. RefSeq lists its product as uncharacterized. The record is from RefSeq and is a predicted model, not a curated record. The coding region runs from base 133 to 3411 and encodes 1092 amino acids. NCBI's taxonomy places the organism in Eukaryota, Fungi, Kickxellomycota, Kickxellomycetes, Kickxellales, Kickxellaceae. Gene Ontology annotation, molecular function: ATP binding; protein serine/threonine kinase activity. The transcript has 6 exons. Gene Ontology annotation, biological process: protein phosphorylation; signal transduction.